CAUCAAUCGUCGCAAAACGAAGUCAUCAUCCAUGGCUACACUGCUACCUAUAGAGAUACAGCAAGACUUCUAUACUCCUCCCUACUAAGCGAUGGAGACAAGAGCAGCAAAUCAUGUUGCUGCGGAGGAGCACAGGUGCGACUUGGCAAAAAGUUCGCGAAUGAAAAAGGCAAGAUCUGUCGAUUUUGGACGAUUUCUUCGGUCCAGUCUUCGGAAUCCGGCUGAUAGCUCCACCGUUGUAGCAUCGGCCUUCAGCCAAAGAGCUGCAAGGGACAACUUUUCUAACUGUACCUCUGUUUUCGCGCCAUCCCUGUCAGAACAGUGCUCCGCAACAGCUACUACAGACAAUUUGUUACUACGAAAAGGCUGGCCGAACGGAACCGCCAUUUCCGCCGCUUCUUCAUUUCCCCCGUCGGCGUCCAGCUUCCCCAUCGGAACGUGGACUCUUGGCAAGCUUUCUGUCUUAGUUUUAGCGCUAGCAUCUUUGACAGAUUUAGCACUUUCUCACAUAUACCGACUAGAAUCACCAGCAGACUUCUAUGACGCUCUGUCCGCCGAUGUUAUUCGACCGCCCUUUCGGUAUAAGUCGAGUACAUCCAUUGCACGCACACGGUCUAGCCUUGGUUCUGCUGCGAUUAGUUCUGUCACAGAAUUUCUUUCCCCAAUCCUUCCCUUUACUGGCGGGUUGGAUCUGAGAAGGGAAGAUUAUUGGACAACUUCAGGAAGCUGGCUAGAAACAUUGGAGUCCUUGACGAGACAAAUCCAAGAGGCGCUGUUUUCGUCGGACGAUGACCGGACAAGUCUACUCAGCAGUAUAUCGCUUAUUCGUAGCGGAAGUCUCUCCAACAAGAUGUCGCCGCGGGUCCACACUAAGGGAAGAAAUACGGGCACUUUUACGAAGCAUGUGUCAUCUAUUUCAGCUCAGAAACCGUUCUUCAGCGAAGAUGAGAUCGCUGAGCUUUCUCUCGGCGAGGUAGCGCAGGCCUUCCGAUAUGCGUCAGAAAGCUCGUCCACAGAUUUCAACGAGGAUAAGUUUUUGAACAGCUUGACCACCCGAGUGCGCAGAAUGAUUCUCUCCAUCAGGGAAGCUGUCUCCGAGUCGCGCGGCAUCGAUGUCGAAGAUGCCUGUGUUUUGACGAAGAAUCAUCGAGUGAAUGGAAGCGUCGAUGCGCUGAAAUUUUCGGCCGCUAUGAGAAUAUUUGCGGAAUGGCGUAUCCUCCGGCAGGUUCCAGAAGGAUACAAGGGAUAUGCUGUUGGAAUGAAUCUUGGUCAUAAGGAUGUCGUCCAAAACGUUGCAAAGAUUGAACAGGCAGUUCAUUCUUGGCUAGACAAUCAACGAGACUUGCGUUCGCUAUCAGAAAUCGAAUCGCAAACCGGCUGCCCUAUAAUUGAAUUGAGAUCCUCGAAUCUUUGCUCGCCAACGAUUCGAGAGCUAAUGCAAGACGAAGUUGACAUGGACAUUCAUCCAACAAAUCGUCUACCUCGCCUGAAAGAAAAAACCGCGGCGAUGGGCAUUCUUUGGGUGAGACGACAGCUACAUUACCAAACAGGUGUUUUUGGCAAUCUGUUAGUCGUACCGGAAAGCUUUCCGACAACAGAGAGAGCAGUGGCGUCGGCCUAUAAGGAGGUUUACGACAAGUAUCAUGGUUGGGCUGUACAAAAGAUUUUCAGCUACUCUUUUCAAUCAGCACCAAAGGCAGAAGAAAUCUACCAGCAUAUGAACCCAGAACGGCUGAAAGAAGUCAAGGCUGCCGCUGAUGAAUUGGUGUUGCAUUUUGACUCUGAAUCACGAUGUUCAGCCAAAGGAAUGAACAUUUCGCCUAAGGGCAAUCUGAUUGAUGUCAUUUUACUGAACGCUAGUAGGGAAUUCGAGAAUCUUGUAGAGGCUUUUCUACAGCUUGUCAAUUCUGGCAUGGCAUCACCAGGUUCUGACGUUCGAGGUGGCGGCUGCAACAUUCACAGCUCGGAUGAAAAUGACAGAGAAUCGUUCAUUGCCAAGGAAAUGAUCAAGGAUGCACACAAGCACAUUGAGUUUUACCUAGAGGUUGUCCGUCCACUCUUGGAUGACCUUGCCCUAGUUUUUGAUGAGCUCAAUAUGGACGAUCCCACCAAGGUUUAAGUCCACUUAAUGU
Molecule: messenger RNA, 2132 nt
Organism: Phaeodactylum tricornutum CCAP 1055/1
Lineage: Eukaryota; Bacillariophyta; Bacillariophyceae; Surirellales; Neidiaceae
Exons: 2
Coding region: 92-2119 (675 amino acids)
Biological process (GO): ceramide transport; intermembrane lipid transfer
Cellular component (GO): cytoplasm; membrane; cytosol
Molecular function (GO): ceramide 1-phosphate binding; ceramide 1-phosphate transfer activity
Source: RefSeq, a predicted model, not a curated record